This is a messenger RNA of Chlamydomonas reinhardtii, 3994 nucleotides long. RefSeq lists its product as uncharacterized. Gene Ontology annotation, molecular function: DNA binding. The coding region runs from base 165 to 3479 and encodes 1104 amino acids. Gene Ontology annotation, cellular component: nucleus. The record is from RefSeq and is a predicted model, not a curated record. The transcript has 5 exons. Lineage: Eukaryota; Viridiplantae; Chlorophyta; Chlorophyceae; Chlamydomonadales; Chlamydomonadaceae.
CCUGACAAGCCAGCCGGCGGGCUCGCGCGGCCGAGGUCAAACUCGCUCGUCAUCGCUUUCGCAAAUUUGGGCCACCAGCCUUUUGCUCGCCGGCUGGCCGCGUAGCACCUGCUGCCGCCCCCAUAACUCAUAAUAGAUGUUGUGGUGCCUAGAACGGGGGCCAGAUGGCGCCGGCAAAGCGGCGCAGUGCUCGGGCCGGCCAUGUCAACGUUGCGUCGGGCCCUGGCGCCGCUGCAGCCGCUGGGCGCUCGGCCGGCGCCUCUCCUGCGGCGUCUCCUGCCAUUAAACGCUUCAAAUACCGCCAGUAUGAGGAUCGGCAGUUUUGGGUUGCCUGUGCGGACCUGAAGCAGCAGGAGCGGCUUUACAAAGCCCGCCAGCGGCACCACGAGCCGUCGCAGCGGGAGGCGUGCGAAGCAGCUGGCUUCCCCCGGACCACGUUCAUCACCUGGUGGAUCAAGCUGCAAUGCGCAGCGCGGUCGGAGGAGGAGUGCAUCACGUAUGCGGCUGGGCAGCCGUGGGCGCCGCCGCAGCAGCAGUCGCCAGUGGCACAGGCCGUGGCGGCGCUGGAGGCGGAGGCGCGGAUGGAGGAAGCCUCACCUGCACGUGUCGCCAUGCAGGCGCACGGCGCCAGGCAGGCGCCCAUGUCCCCCACGGUAUCUGGCGGCAGGGCGGGUCCAGCUGCGGCUGCAGGAGAGGCCAUGGCAGAGGCUGUUGAUCAGCACGCAGUGGCUAAGCAGGCGGCAGCCGCACCAGAGGCGGCCGAGGUACAGCUCGCGGCGGAACCGCAAGUUGCGCCGCGUGUGCAGCGCCCGGGGCACCCAACACUGCUGCUGCCAGAGGAGGAGGAGGCGGUGGUGGUGUCGCUAGAGUAUCACAACGAUCACGGGCUGUCAGUGUCACGGCAGCAGGUGGCGGGCCUCAUCUUCAACAUCGUGCGGGCGCGCGAGCGGGAGGUACCGACUGCCUGGCUGCUGGCCGGUCGCCCCAGCAACAAGUGGUACAAGGGCUUCGAGAAGCGCUGGAGACACCGCAUCCGGCUGCGCAAGUCGGACCCGCUGGAGCACUCCCGCCUCACGCUGUACAAGGAGCAGGUGGACUCCUUCUACACCGUCCUGCAGCGGGAGGAGGCCGAGCUGGCGGCGGAGGGCAUCAGCAUUACCGCGGACAUGUGCUGGAACCUGGACGAGACGUGCUUCAUGCCGGACGGGAGCGCAACCAAGGUGUAUGCGCGGCGCGGCAGCCACCAGUCAUACACCCUUGGCAAGACCAACCGCGAGAGCGUGACCAUCCUCAUCGCCAUCUGCGCCGACGGCAGUCACGCGCCACCGCUGGUCAUCACCAAGGGCACGGACAACAAGCCGCCGCACUGGUGGGCAGACUGCGCCGCGGAUCUGGCGGGCACCGCCUUUGAGCACGCCACUUGCGUGCAGCAGGCCAACGCGUACAUGAACAAUGUCAUCUUCCUGCGAUGGUUCCAGCAGAAGUUCCUCCCAUACACCGCGGUGCUCCGCGCGGACAAGUUCGUCAUCCUCGUCCUCGACAACUUCGCCGCCCACGUGCACGUCGACGUGUUGGACCUCGCCGCCGCCAACCGUGUCCACGUCAUCGGCCUGCCGCCGCACAGCACUCACGUGCUGCAGCCGCUGGACCGCACAUGCAUGCACUCCCUCAAGCUGAACUACACCAACAACCUGCAGAGCUGGCGCAUGAUCCCCGGCAACGAGCUGCGCACCGUGCGGCCCAAGGACAUCAUGCACAUCCUCACGCACGUUUGUGCCGGCGGCGCGGUGGCCGAGCUGCGCAAGGAGAAGAACGUGAAGGUGGAGUCGCCCUGGUCGGUCGGCCUGAGCCCCAAGAACAUCACGCAGGGCUUUAAGGUCACCGGCAUCUGGCCACUGGACCCCACCGCAACUGCCGUGUACCGCGCGCCGCUGCCGAGCCUGGAGGCGGUUAAGGCGGUUGCAGCUCAGGUGGAGGCGCGCAAGGCGGCGGCGGCGGCAGCAGCUGCGGCCACGGCGGCUGCAGCUGUCGCCACGGCUGCUGCAGCUGCGGCGACGGCUGCUGCAGCCGCGGCGACGGCUGCUGCUGCUGGGGGCGGUGCUGGCGCGGGUGGUGCACUCGCCGCAGCUGGCGGCGGUGGCGGCGCCGUGGCGGGAGGGCUGGUGAUGCUUGCAGCAGCGGCUGCUGCAGCUGAGGGCGGCACGGGUGGCAGCGGGACUGGCGCGGGCGAGGGCGGGGAGCCUGGGCAGGGGCAGACCGUGACAGGGACUGGCGCAGUCACGGCGGAAGGCGCUGUGCAGCUGGGUGCCGGGCCUGGGGCAGCGCCGCGUGGUGGUGGCCCUGGGGCUGGCUUCCGCCGUGCCGCCGCUGCACUCACAGCUGCUGCAGCGCAGCAGGCAGGUGACGAUGAUGACACGGUGGCGUCAGACCAGAGCCCCAGCGGCAGCCGUGCUGGCUCGCCGUUGCCCCCGGAGCCAGUGACGCUGUUAGAGCGGCGAAAGGCAGCCUACGACAUUACUGCAGCAGCUCACAGCGAGGCUGCAGCAAAGGAGGUGGCGCUUCGGGAGCAGCUGGCGGCGCAGCGCGCAGCAGUCACCUCGGCGCAUGGCGCGAUGGCUGCAGCGGCAGCAGCUUGGUCGGAGGUGGGCGGCACGCCGCCGCCGCUGCCCCCAGCGGCCGUCCACACUCCUGUCACGGAGGCGCGGCCUCCCGUACCCUCGCUGCAGCAGCUUGUGCAGGGGCCUGCGCAUCGCCUCGAGUUCGCGCUGUCUCAGACGGUGCUCAACAAGCAGGCGGCGGGCGCAUCGCUGCUUACAGCAAGCGAGCACCGGGCUGUGAAGCGGGCGGAGCUCCAAACGAAAGAGCGGCUGCAGGCGGAGAAGGACGCGCGCAAGGCUGCGCGCGCGGCAGCAAAGGCGGCGAAGGCGGCAGCCGCUGCAGCAGCUGGACCCAGUCGGGGGCGCGGUCGUGGUCGGGGUCGAGGGCGUGGUCGGGGGCGUGGCCGGGGUGCGGCGCAGCAGGAUGAGCAAGGCGGCGCGGUGGCGGCAGAGCAGGGACUGCCUGCUGCUGUAGAGCCCGCCGGCGUGGCGGUGGCAGCUCAGCCGCCGGCUGUACCUGGCUCGGGAAGAGGCCGUGGCCGGCGUGGCCGCGGCCCCGGCCGUGGGCGUGGUCGCAGCCGCACUGCCGCCGGUGAUGACUCUGAGCCUGAACAGCUGCUUGGCGGCGCGGCGGGCGAAGAGCAGGAGUCGGACGACGGGGCCACUGUUCCCGACCAGCAGCGGCAGUGCCCACAGCGUGCACGGCGGGCGCCUGUGUGGAUGCAACACGGGGCAGCUGCUGGCGGCGGGGCGGCUGGCUCUGAUGCGGGGGGAGAUGACGGCUCGGAUUACAAGGCCAGCGGCGAAGGCAGUAGCAGCAGCAGUGGCGACGAGGAGGAUGAGGAGGACUUCUUCACUGAGGAGAGCGACAUGGACGCAUAAGCCUCCCUCCCUAGGACCAGCAACACAGUAGCACUAGCACAUGCAAACAUGUGUGGCUGGUAGCACAACCACAGCAGGAUGGCCAAUCUUCUUUCACUUUGAGUGUGCCGGGUGUGACAAGGGCGUGUGCAGGAUGUCUUUGGGACUGUGUUGAACUUCAUGCGGCAAAGCUUCUCUGAGAUGCAGGGUCAGGGCGCUGCAAUAUGCGCAUGUAUGUGGCGCGGACUUGCACGAGCGUGGGACCCAGCAUGAGUGUGGGACCCAGCCGGGACCCUGGCUUUGGGUUCGUCCGUCAUGGCACACGGUUGCGGGCGGAUGGUUGUGGGCGCGCCCCGCGGCAGCUGGACUAUGCAGGCGUAAUGGGGUUGUUGGCUCGGGGGCGCGCCUCAGCUGAACGUUCUGAGCUGGUCAUGUCGCGACAUUCGCGACAUUCGGGCAAGCGAGUCGUUGCGAGAGCCGUUUUGCCAGCCCGAGCGAGUCAAUUGCAAUCAUAUGUAGCAAAGAUCAUAGCACAA